CACAACCUCAUGGUGACCUCAGACAGCGUGAGGAGCAGCGAGGAUGCCUCCACUGGACUCAUUUCACUAGCACCAACUUUGAGGAGAUAUUUCCAUGGGCCAUAGCAGAAACAAGGAGACAGCAGUGCGGAGAUGUUUGCGGAAAAACCUCCUCCAGAGGAGGAGCGAAGGGUCAGGGCCAAUGACAGAGACUCCAACGAAAAUUCCCACUAUGCGAGUAACUGCAUCACCACAUCCAAGUACAACGUCCUCACCUUUCUGCCAAUCAAUCUGUUCGAGCAGUUUCAGGAAGUGGCCAACACCUACUUCCUUUUCCUGCUCAUACUGCAGUUGAUCCCUCAGAUCUCCUCCCUGUCCUGGUUCACCACCAUCGUGCCUUUAGCGCUGGUGCUGAGCAUCACCGCCGUGAAGGACGCCACGGACGACUUUUUUCGCCACAAGAGUGACAACCAAGUGAACAACCGUCAGUCUCAGGUGCUCAUGCGUGGCUCGCUUCAAAAUGAAAAGUGGAUGAACGUCCGAGUGGGUGACAUCAUCAAAUUGGAGAACAAUCAGUUUGUGGCAGCUGACUUGCUGCUGUUGUCCAGCAGUGAACCUCACGGUCUCUGCUACAUCGAGACAGCCGAGCUGGACGGAGAAACCAACACGAAGGUGCGCCAGUCUGUUUCGGUGACGACGGACCUCGGGGACCCCGACAACUUGGCUCAGUUUAAUGGUGAGGUGGUCUGCGAGCCCCCCAACAACAAGCUGGAUCGUUUCGGCGGGACUCUGUACUGGAGGCACAAGAAAUACCCUUUGACCAACCAGAACAUGCUCCUCCGAGGGUGUGUCCUCCGCAACACUGAGGCUUGCUACGGCUUGGUCAUUUUUGCAGGCCCAGACACCAAGCUAAUGCAGAACAGCGGUCACACCAAGUUCAAGCGCACCAGCAUCGACCAUCUGAUGAACACGUUGGUCCUCUGGAUCUUUGGUUUCCUGGUGUGUAUGGGUGUCAUUUUGGCUGUGGGCAACGCCGUGUGGGAGCGAGAGGUGGGAUCGCUGUUUCAGAGUCACCUACCUUGGGAUCCUCCGGUGGACGGCUUCCUCUUCUCUGCCCUCCUUGCCUUUUGGUCCUAUGUGAUCAUCCUUAAUACAGUGGUGCCCAUCUCGCUGUAUGUCAGUGUGGAGGUGAUCAGACUGGGCCACAGCUACUUCAUCAACUGGGACCAGCGAAUGUUCUGCUCACAGUGCAACACAGCGGCCGAGGCCCGGACCACCACGCUCAGUGAGGAGCUGGGCCAGGUUGAGUACAUCUUCAGUGACAAGACUGGAACCCUCACUCAGAACAUCAUGAGUUUCAACAAGUGCUCCAUCAAUGGACACAGUUACGGGGAGGUAGCAGAUCCACUGGGGGCACAGCCAAAGAGGCUGGACUUCACUCCUUUCAAUCCCCUGGCAGACCCAGACUUCUGUUUCUAUGACGACACACUACUGGAGUCGGUCAAAGUGGGAGAUCCCCACGCUGAAGAGUUUUUCCGCCUGCUCUCUCUCUGCCACACCGUCAUGAGUGAGGAGAAGAAUGAGGGAGAGCUUGUGUACAAAGCUCAGUCUCCAGAUGAGAGGGCUUUGGUGACAGCUGCACGAAAUUUUGGAUUCGUGUUUCGCUCUCGAACGCCGGGAACCAUCACCACCACCGAGAUGGGGCGGCCUGUCACCUACACGCUACUUGCCAUCCUGGACUUUAACAACACACGCAAGAGGAUGUCUGUCAUUGUCCGUAACCCCGAGGGCGGGAUCCGUCUGUACUGCAAAGGUGCUGACACUGUGUUGUUGGAGAGGCUCUGCCCCUGUAAGCAGGACCUGAUCAAUAUCACCUCAGACCACCUCAAUGAGUACGCCGCAGAUGGACUGCGGACACUGGCUCUGGCCUACAGGGACCUGUCAGAGGAGCAAUGGGAGACGUGGUCUGAAAGCCACCGCCAUGCUGAGAAAGAAGAAGACCUGCUGUCGGCUGCCUAUGAGCAGAUCGAACAAGACAUGAUGUUGCUGGGUGCCACAGCAAUAGAGGACAAGCUGCAAGAAGGUGUCCCAGAGACCAUCGCUCUCCUCUCCCUGGCCAACAUCAAGACGUGGGUACUUACAGGAGACAAGCAAGAGACGGCUGUCAAUAUUGGCUACUCGUGUAAGAUGCUGACAGAUGAUAUGACCGAGGUUUUCAUCAUCAGCGGAUGCAGUGUCCAGAGAGUGAAGCAGGAACUCAGGAGAGCAAGGGAACGGAUGAUUGCGCAUUCACAAACAAAGGACGGUGAAAAAACAGAGGUGGUCGAGGGAUGUGCAGCAGCUUGCUUGAAGAUAUUCAGAAGAGGAGGAAAACUGCCACCAUUCCCUUUUUCUUCCAACCUUAUGGACAACAUGUCUGGGGACUUUGCCCUCGUCAUCAAUGGCCACAGCUUGGCCCACGCACUGGAAGCAGACAUGGAAAAGGAGUUUGUCACAACGGCGUGCGCAUGCAAAGCGGUGAUUUGCUGCCGAGUUACGCCGCUGCAAAAGGCUCAGGUGGUGGAGCUGGUGAAGAAACACAAGCGGGCCGUAACCCUGGCCAUCGGGGAUGGGGCGAAUGACGUGAGCAUGAUCAAGAGUGCUCAUAUUGGUGUUGGUAUCUCGGGCCAGGAGGGUAUCCAGGCUGUGUUGGCCAGUGACUACUCCUUCUCCCAGUUCCGCUUCCUGCAGCGGCUCCUGCUGGUGCACGGCCGAUGGUCCUACCUACGCAUGUGCCGCUUCCUGUGCUACUUCUUCUACAAGAACUUUGCCUUCACUAUGGUGCACUUCUGGUUCGGCUUCUUCUGUGGCUUCUCUGCCCAGACGGUGUAUGAUCAGUUCUUCAUCACACUCUACAACAUUGUUUACACGUCUCUGCCUGUGCUUGCAAUGGGCAUAUUUGACCAGGAUGUGCCUGAUCAAAGGAGUCUGGAGAAUCCAAAACUGUAUGAGCCUGGCCAACUCAACCUGCUCUUCAACAAGAGAGAGUUCUUCAUCUGCAUUGCCCAGGGCAUAUACACAUCAGUGGUGCUGUUUUUUGUCCCCUACGCUGUCCUGGCCGACGCCUCGCAGAGCAGCGGAGAGCCUCUUGCCGACUACCAGACCUUUGCUGUCACUACGGCAACAGCUUUGGUCAUUGUAGUGAGUGUACAGAUCUCACUGGACACAAGCUUCUGGACCAUCUUUAACCACGUGUUUGUGUGGGGCUCGUUGGGCUGCUACUUCACCAUCAUGUUUGUUGUACACAGUCAGACACUCUUCAGGAGCUUCCCCAACCACUUCCAUUUUGUAGCAAGUGCUCAGAGCACACUAUUACAACCAGUUGUGUGGUUGACUAUUGCACUGGCAACGGCAAUCUGUAUAGUUCCAGUUUUGGCGUUCCGCUUCCUCAAGUUGGACCUCAAACCUCAGCUCUCUGACACGGUCCGCUACACUCAACUGGUGCGUCAAAAGAAGCUUAGGUCAGCUGGUGGUAGCGUGGCAUCCACCUGGCGCAGUGCGGGCAGCUGCUCCGAGGGCCGCCUGGGCGCAAGAGGCGGUUCCCGGAGGUCCGGCUAUGCCUUCGCCCACCAGGAGGGAUUUGGGGAGCUGAUCACCUCUGGCAAGAACAUGCGUCUGUCGUCUCUGGCUCUGGCCAGCUUCGCGUCCAGGCACAGCUCCAGCUGGAUCGACACCCUGCGCAGGAAGAAGCACGCUCACACUCCUCCCGGUACGUCAGGAGAGUGCACCCCUGCGCUCUCGCACUCGUCUUCUGUUCUGGGGUGUUCACAGGAGGCACCCAUCGAGGAGGAAACAGUCCGAGACUCACAGAUAAUUCUAACGACAAUCACUUCAAUAGGAGCUUCAGAGGAAGUAGCCAACAGCACAGGCUCACCGUCUUGCCAAGAAAACCACCCUAACGGAGUGUAAAAAAAACUGACAAAAGAGGAC
Molecule: messenger RNA, 3948 nt
Organism: Phycodurus eques (leafy seadragon)
Lineage: Eukaryota; Metazoa; Chordata; Actinopteri; Syngnathiformes; Syngnathidae
Gene: atp8b2
Product: ATPase phospholipid transporting 8B2
Exons: 29
Coding region: 133-3927 (1264 amino acids)
Biological process (GO): Golgi organization; phospholipid translocation
Cellular component (GO): plasma membrane
Molecular function (GO): ATP hydrolysis activity; ATPase-coupled intramembrane lipid carrier activity; magnesium ion binding
Source: RefSeq, a predicted model, not a curated record